AUGCUGGACAUGAGGUACCGAUUUACGUCAACCAGCAUCACCCAGUUAGUCCCACCGCCCAACAUCUUUCUUCUUUAUGUGCAUUCACCUCGUCUCUAUUACGACACUGAAGAUUUCGGACGAAAUACAUUUGCCCCACGCGGUCGAAAUAAUAAGGCGCAUGCUCGCCCCAAGCAGUCCAAUGUGGUGUCCAUUGUCGCCUCGUCCAGGGUAUGUGCCUCGGAAUCACUACUAAGUUCCUAA
Protopolystoma xenopodis is the source of this 243-nucleotide messenger RNA. The record is from the annotation of a GenBank genome assembly. Lineage: Eukaryota; Metazoa; Platyhelminthes; Monogenea; Polystomatidea; Polystomatidae.